GCGCGAGUUUCGGAGGGGCGCGGAUUGCCUUCGCUUCCGUCCUGUGUUGCUUUCCUCGUCCCGUCAUGUCCGGCACUGCGGCGCGGGCAGGGGGAGAGCUUAUAGCUGGGCUAAACCUGACAGGAAUGGAGAGGUAUAGAGUUUUCUUGUAGGGGAAUGCACGUACAGAGGAAUAAAGAUGCUUUUGAGUGAGCCACAGCACGUCUUGUCCUACAAUGGAGAGCUUCUCGUCUUCCAGCUGUCGAAAACAAAGCACGUGGAGGGAGCAGCUGACAAAACAGUGAAGCUGUGUGUCAGGAGGAUGGCAUUUGACAGAGACGCUCAGCUGUUUGUUCAGAUGUCCUCCGGAGCGUUUAGCAUGCGCACAAAGCACUCAGAAACUGAAAUCGUUUGCUGCGACUGCGCCACACAUUCCAAAACAGGGAUUGUUCUUCCCUGUGUUUUGAUGAAAGUGAAAAAGCAGGACGGCGUUUUCGAGCACCUUUUACUGUUGCUUCAUAGCUCUGACCGGUUUGAGCAGUGCUGUCAUUUUAAAUUGGAUUAUGAGCUGAAAGAGGAUGUCAGGUUGUUUGCUGGCCCCUCGGUGCUAUGGAGGCGUGCCAACAAGCUGUUCUACAUCUCUUCUGAUACCUGCACGGUUCUGACCGCUCCUGUUCAACUUUCUUCAGUUGUGUGGACAGGGGAAAUUGAAGGUGAAGGCACUGUUGUGUUAGGGAUCAGAGCUGCUUGCCUGCCUGAGAGUGAAGAUGGGGAUGAGUUUUGCACUUCAGAUAGAGCCAUCUGGGGCAGUGAGUUCUUUGGAUAUGCAAUUGAAAUGCAGAAAAUGCUGACUGGUACAUGCUUUAUGCCUCAUGCUUACAGCAGGGUAGUAUCUUCUAUCUGUGUCUGCAAGAGUGAGAGACUGAAAAAACAACUCAGAAUAUCAGUUGUUGCCAUCACAAACAAGAAUCAACUGAUCUGGUUCCAAGAUGGUGUCCCUAAAGGUGUUUGUGAGCUUCCUUAUGAAAAAUCAUGUUUAAUAAAAACUGCUGUAACCAGUAGCAAUGAUUUGCUAUUUAUUGUAUCUUUUUCAUCUGGGAAUGUAUGUGUUGUACGGAGAGAGAACUUGCAGGUUACUUCCAAAUGGCAGAAGGUGAAGUCUGUUCUGGUAGAUGACUUUAUUGGUUCUGGAACUGAGCAACUGCUACUGCUGUUUAAUGAUGAAUCCAAUACAGAUGUGUUAAAUAUGUUUAAAAUAAUGGACUUUGGAAAGAUAAACUAUGAAAGUGGUGUUAAUUAUAAAGACGAUGUUCCUGCUGCAGAAGGAUUACAAGAGAAUGGUUUGCUUACCAUCCAAGCUCUUGAAACCAGAUUACAGGCUGGUCUCACCUCUGUUCGAGAGCUACAGCAGCAUUUACAACUCAAAAAGAGGGUUAUUCUUGAAUCAUGCAGAGCACUAAUAGAUCUAGUUGAAGGAAGAAGCCAUAUUCUACCAAGUGCAAAAAAGGAAGGCCUUGUCAGUCUCUGGGAUGAUGUGAAAGAACCUUAUUCUGUUAGCGAAGAGCCAUCAUUGACACCUAAACUUCAAGGUCACUUCAUAGAGAAAUUGUGGCAACGUGUUGUGGGUGACAACUUGGUAGUUGGAGUAAAACUAACUGAAUCAUUUUGUUUGUCAGUGCGUGAUAUCAGUUUGUCGUUAGUGAUGGAUCAAGACUUCUCUUUGAUGUCUCCAAUUAUUGAGUGUCAGAAUAAAAUCAUUAAGGUGAACGAAGUCUUCUCAGCAUUAUCUGUCUCCUCGUGUCAAAUUGAGCCCCCUCAGAAAAAGAUGAAAUUGGACUUGCGUAACAAGAAUGAUCUGAAAAAAGAUUUUCAUAAGAGAUGUUCUAGGACUCAGCUGGGUAAAACAAAUACUGUCACUGCUGUUACCAACCUUUCACCACUACUGGCAUUUCAUCGUGUUUGUUGCACAGUUAUACUACAUGCAAAGAAACAAAAACAUCGGAAUGGUGAUUUUCUGAAGAGCAAAAGCAUAACUUUACUCUGUGGGAAAAUUUUGCUGAGUCUGGAAGAUAUUUCAAAUGGGAAAUAUUCAGUAAAUAUGCUCAAGGAUAAUAGUUACUGUACAGGUUCCACGGAAGACAUAGUUGCUAUCCUUGCAGUAUCGAUCAGAUUUUCCUUUCAGAUUGUGUCUUCUGAAUGCACAUUGACUCAAGUAAAUUCAUGGCUACUUGGAGAAAUGGACUGUGUUCCAUUUAAGGAAUGCCAUGACAUGGUAUUCUCUCAUAAAGCAGGAAACAUCUAUGGUACAGUCUUUAGCUGGACACUGAAAAGUCCAUUUGAAGGAGUUCUAACGCUAUUUUGCAGAAGUCUGACCGUCUUGUUCCAGUGUCUUCAUAGCCUUACUAGAGUUCUUCCACCAAGCUGUGAUGUAAAACUCCUGAAAUCUGGAAGCAAAGGUGUACUUAUUGAGCAGUUAGCACUGGCUUUGGAAAAAGAAAUGUUCACUUCAAGGAGUUUCCUCUCCUCAAAAGAAAGUAAAGCUGAAAACAACUUGACAAGGUGGAAUGAGCCUGGUGGGAAAAUCAGUGAUCCUUCUGUGGCUUCUUUACUGGACAGUGAGGAUGGUGUUCAGCAUUUCAGAGAGAAGCUUCAAAAUGAGCGGGAACAGUGUGUGCUAAGUAUGAAUGAAAUGAUGGAUGGUACCCUCUACCAGAAAAUGGCUUUGAAAGUAGCAGAAGCUCAGCUCAGUUCUGAUAUGAUUGUGUGGAGAUUGAGCAAAUCCUAG
This is a messenger RNA of Centrocercus urophasianus (Greater sage-grouse), 2764 nucleotides long. It is a transcript of the gene FANCB, whose product is annotated as FA complementation group B. NCBI's taxonomy places the organism in Eukaryota, Metazoa, Chordata, Aves, Galliformes, Phasianidae. The record is from RefSeq and is a predicted model, not a curated record. Gene Ontology annotation, biological process: replication-born double-strand break repair via sister chromatid exchange; positive regulation of double-strand break repair via homologous recombination; interstrand cross-link repair. Bases 179 to 2764 code for a protein of 861 amino acids. The transcript is spliced from 9 exons. Gene Ontology annotation, cellular component: Fanconi anaemia nuclear complex.